AUGGCCUUCGUGUCUGCUUCGCGCAAAAUCGUGAUCCUGGGACUGGUAUUCACAUUCAUCGUUCUCUUGAUCAGCGGCGCUGCUUACAGGCAUCCGGACAAAUUCGAUAUCUCCCACGUGAAUGACCGAGUCCAUGAGAUCCUCCAUCCGAUUGUCGAUGAGUCCAAGGACGAGCCCGAAGCGAAGGAGCAGCUGAUUCCGACGCCGGUCCCUGAGCCUCACGACGAACCAGUAGUGGAGGAGCCGAGUUCGAAGCCAGUGGAGGAGCCGAGUUCGAAGCCAGCGGAGGAGCCGAGUUCGAAGCCAGCGGAGGAGCCGAGUUCGAAGCCAGUGGAGGAGCCGGGUUCGAAGCCAGAGGAGGAGCCGAGUUCGACGCCAGAGCCUAAGCCAACUCGUCUUCCGGAAUAUGUAGCUGGACUCAACCAGGUCGGCAAACACGUCCACGUCCGCCCCAGCCCACCCACGCCCAAAGAUCAAGGUUUCGCUGGGUGCAACUAUCCCAUCGUGAUUCACGUUUCACCGGAUGCUCACUGUACCGGUGUCCUGGCUCUGUACGGCUCUGUGGUGCGCAACGUCCUCCUUCAGCCCGAGAAGCUGAAAGGGCACACUUGCGUGCACGUGACAUUUGCCGACCCAAAUUUGGAGACCAUAGAAGAAAUGUAUCGUUGGGUCCCUCAGAAGAAUCCGUAUACGCACGUCCAUGACUGCGCCCUGCUCGAUACCACGCCAGCCCUGAACGAUGUCGUUCCCAUCCGGUUCCAAGCCCUCCCCGUCAUCGAGAAACCCAAGAUCAUGCAAGCCGGCCUGGCGACUUGGGCCGUCGCGCUCAACAAAGUGCACUCCUGGGGCCUCGACCUGUACCCGCAGAUCCUGAUCCUCGACGCCGACUCGUUCAUCAUCACCGAUCUCGACAAGAUCUUUGACGAGUCGUCCUCCGAAGCCACCAUCUCCGCUGCUCCGGAUCAGUUCAAAAACUGUGGUGACCGGGGCCGGAUCAACGGCGGCAUGAUACUACUGCGUCCGUCGCGAUACUUCCACAUCUCCGCACUCGAGCUCGUCUACGACGAAGCCGGCUCGUGCGCGUCGGGAAAGUGGCAACAGAGCGAGCAAGAGCUGCUCAACUGCAUCUGUGGCGCGCAGGGUCCCGCCAGAGGAAGCCGGCCCGAGUUUACCUGCAACAUCAUGCCGCUGUACAAUUCGGUCUGGCCGCGCAACUUCGGGUGCUCGGCAGCGAACGUGGUGCCCAUCAGAAGCAUCCACAUCACGGCGAAUACGAAGCCGUGGCUGGUAGACGACAACCGGCUGCACGAGCGAUUCGACUACGCCUUUUGGGGAUGUUUGCGGGAUGCGAGUCGGAACAAUGACGUUGCGGCUUUGCAGAAAUGUGACGUUCCGCCUUUAGAGGAGACGAGACUGGUCACGAAUGAGCUACCGCCCAGUGGUGUUUAG
This is a messenger RNA of Drepanopeziza brunnea f. sp. 'multigermtubi' MB_m1, 1449 nucleotides long. RefSeq lists its product as uncharacterized. The record is from RefSeq and is a predicted model, not a curated record. Gene Ontology annotation, molecular function: glycosyltransferase activity. NCBI's taxonomy places the organism in Eukaryota, Fungi, Ascomycota, Leotiomycetes, Helotiales, Drepanopezizaceae.